AUGGCGUUUUCCCUGUUCAGAGUUCCGUCUUCCCCAUGGUGGGUUACUCCGUUUAUGAGAUGCCGCCGCUUCGAUAGCUGCAACAACCACAAAUCCAUUAGAAUUAUCAUCCACCGCAUCUCAUAUUCAUCUUGCGCCGCCGCCGCCGCCGCCGCCGCCGCCGCCAGCACCCCCCAAACUAGCCAUUCGGAGACGUCACUCAAAUGGGAACCUUUUCGCAAGAAGAAAGUCGUAAUGCGCGUGGGCUACGUCGGUUCUGAUUACAGAGGUUUACAGAUUCAGAAAGACGAACAUGCUCUAUCCACCAUAGAAGGGGAACUAGAAAAAGCUAUUUUUAAAGCUGGUGGAAUCAAAGAUAGCAAUUAUGGUGAUUUGCACAAAGUUGGGUGGGCAAGAAGUAGUCGGACGGAUAAAGGGGUUCAUUCAUUGGCAACCAUGAUAUCCUUAAAAUUGGAGAUCCCAGAAUUUGCCUGGAAAAAUGACCCAAAUGGUUUUGCUCUUGCGACUUAUGUUAAUUCUUAUCUUCCUGACGACAUAAGAGUUUUCAGCAUCUUGCCUUCACAAAGGAGCUUUGAUGCCCGAAGAGAAUGUAGCCUUCGAAGAUAUUCAUAUCUUCUCCCUGCUGAGGUUAUUGGAGUAAAAGAGAAUUUAACAUCUGGUGAAGUUGAUCGUCAUUUGUCAGAUUUCAAUGCUAUAUUGAACACUUUUGAGGGAGAACAUCCAUUUCACAAUUAUACAGUAAGAUCUAAAUACAGAAAACAGAAGAGAGCAAAUGGUUCCAUAUCAAAAAAGGUGGCGUCGCCUGACAUGCAAUGUUGCUCCGAGUCAGAAGGAGGUGAUUAUGAAGAAGAUAUUCAAGAAUUUAAUGAUAAAGCUUCAGCUGGAGUAUUUGAAGAAAUUAAAGGCAACUCAAUGAAAGAAAUUCUCAAUGUACCUAUACAUGCUCGGUGGUUGCAUGAACCCGAUGACAAGGACAGGAUCAGUGCUUCGCAUUUCAGAAAGAUUUUUCAGUGUUGUUGUGGGAAGUUGGAGCAUUUGGGUGGUCUGAAUUAUGUAGAAAUAUCCAUUUGUGGAGAGUCGUUCAUGUUGCAUCAGAUACGCAAAAUGGUAGGAACUGCGAUUGCUAUAAAACGUGAUUUACUCCCAAGAGAUGUUUUGAAAUUAUCCCUGUCCAAAUUCUCACGGAUUAUCCUGCCUCUUGCUCCAUCCGAAGUACUGAUAUUGAGGGGAAACAAUUUCGUCAUCAGAAACCGACCCGGAAACUUAACGAGGCCUGAAAUGUUGACUUUGGUUGAAUCUGAAGAAAUCCUCAAACUGGUCGACGAUUUUUAUUGUUCUAUCAUGCUGCCUCACUUGUCUAAAUUUUUGGACCCUUCAAAGUCACCCUGGAAAGACUGGGUAGAGAUUUUGGAUGCAAACACGAGUAUCCCUGAAAAUCAGUUAAACGAAGUCAGAAUUGCUAGGGAAGCAUGGAAAGAGGAUUUCGAGAGUCGAAAGAGAAUUGCAGUUUCGUAA
Striga hermonthica is the source of this 1515-nucleotide messenger RNA. Lineage: Eukaryota; Viridiplantae; Streptophyta; Magnoliopsida; Lamiales; Orobanchaceae. The record is from the annotation of a GenBank genome assembly.